AUGCUGCUGGCACAUUCGCUCUGGGCGGGGUCGUGUGUCAACUGCACGGGCCGCUGCGUAUUAGAUGUGAAUCUGCUUGAUUCCAACUUUUCUGGCGGGAGUGUGGGCGGGAGUGACGACGACAGUGGCUUUCUUGUGGCAGCCGCGCUCUCUGAGCCGUACCACGCGGAGGAAAAGAGCGAUGGCGCGCCACAGUUGCUCUCAGCUCGAGGAGGUGAGGCACUGUCGUUCCCGCCGUCGCCGUCGCCGUUGCCGUUGACCGCUUCAGCAGCGUCAGCAGGAGGAGGAGGAGGAGGAGGCGACGCGGCAGCGCGGGCAGCGGCGGCGGCGGGGGGAUCUGCUGGUGAAAUGCGUGGCCUUGUGCUUCUCUGGCGCAUCUCACGCGGCCAGACCAGUGAUGCGAGCUACCGUGUUGUGCCUUUGUGUUUUGACAGCGAAAUCCGCGUUCUCACCUACACUCGCCAUCGGCCGCAGUUGCUAUUUGGCGGCGCUGCCGAUGGCUCUGUGGUUGCGUGGCGGAUUGACCACGCGCUGCAGGGACAGUGUGGCGCCGUGGUGACUGCUGGGCCAGAGCCUUUGUCGGUGGCCCCGUUCUCACGGCGGUUGCCUACCGUAAACGUUGCGGCUGCGCUGGCGGCGACUGAGCAGUCGUUUCCGUCGCCGCUCACGCAUCAAUCCCGUGUGCUUGCCAUGGCAGUACACGGCGACGCCAACUAUCACCAUCUCUACACGAUCAGUCAAGAUGGACGUGUCUGUAUGUGGGCGCCGCUGCAGCUGCGGCUGCCGACCUCGAGCCGCGACGGGGUGGUGUCGGGGCAGCCACUGGGGCGCAUCGGGUCAUGUGCGUCGUUUGUAGACAAAGCUGCCGAUGCCAUGAGCAAAGUCGUAGUGGGCUGCCUUGACGGUUGUGUGCUGGAGGGGCGUACGAAAAGUUCCCGCGUUGUGGAGAUGUUGCCGAUCAAUGCCGGCGCCACCGGCGACGUCUUGCCGAGUCCCUCGUCGACACCACGAGCCGCCGUCAAUGGCCCCGCACACCGCGGCGCCGUCGUCGUCGUGGCACCCCACCCGCUGCACGCCGACCCCCGCAUGAGCGACACCCUCUUGACCGCCGCCGCUGACGGGAGCUGCAGUCUCUGGCUGGGCGCCCGCCGCAUUGCCAUUGAUGGCUUCACCGCGCAGGUGAGUUCUCUGCGGUGGUCCCCAACCCACCCCGCGGUGUUUGUCGCCGGGGAAAGCAACGGCCGCGUCGCCGCGUGGGAUUUAUCGCGGAGCUCUUCCGCCCCGGUGGCUUCGCUGUACUUGCGCCCCGCCCCACCCACGGCCGGGUGGGCGCGCACGACCGCCGCGGCAACCGCGGCACACGCCCUCGCGUAUCGCAGCGCCGCCGUCAUGACCCUCUGCUUUUCCGACGACGGCGCGUGGUUGUCGUGCGGCACCGCGGACGGCGAGGUCCACCUGCUGCGCCUGCGCCCGGACCUUUCGCUGGAGAGCAGUGCGGCGGCGGCGGCAAAAGGAGGACUGCCGCUCCACCCGAGCAACGGGGCGACGCCGUCGCCCGUCGACGGCGGCGAAGCGACCGCCGCACGCGCAACCGCAGAGCGCCGCGCCGUGUCCUCUUGGAUUGACGCGCGGUUUGACUUGUAG
This is a messenger RNA of Trypanosoma conorhini, 1644 nucleotides long. RefSeq names its product putative dynein intermediate chain. Gene Ontology annotation, biological process: intraciliary transport. Gene Ontology annotation, molecular function: dynein heavy chain binding; dynein light chain binding. NCBI's taxonomy places the organism in Eukaryota, Euglenozoa, Kinetoplastea, Trypanosomatida, Trypanosomatidae. The record is from RefSeq and is a predicted model, not a curated record. Bases 1 to 1644 code for a protein of 547 amino acids. The transcript has a single exon. Gene Ontology annotation, cellular component: ciliary plasm; cytoplasmic dynein complex.